UCCAGCCAUUGUACUGAGUCAGCGGCCAUGCGCAAAUGGGUCCAGAGGAGGGCUGUGCUGUGUAGGCUGUAGUCUACAUAAGAUCGCAGCCUGCGGGACCGCACGCGCACACCGCUAGCGGAGCUCACCGGCCGCAUCUGGCCUGGCGCAUAUCUACGAGACGCACCGACUUGACGAGCGCGCCUGGCAGCCGGGGAUCGUGCCGGCAACCCUCGCUUCUUCUAACUGACUGUCUGGAUGCAGGCGGCAGCAGCGAUGUGGCGACCCCGCUGUUAACUCCCCGGACCCCCCAGCUGCGCGUAUUGACCCCCCCCCUCCUGCCGGUUCUCUGUGUAGGAGGCAGAGUGAAUCCAGGAUGAAGCUCAAACCGAACCAGACCAGGACGUACGACGGCGAGGGCUUCAAGAAGCGAGCGGCGUGUCUGUGCUUCAAGAACGAACGGGAGGAAGAGGUUCUGCUGGUGAGCAGCAGUCGACACCCGGACCAGUGGAUUGUCCCUGGAGGGGGGAUGGAGCCGGAGGAGGAGCCGUGCGGUGCUGCCGUGCGAGAGGUGUUCGAGGAGGCCGGUGUGAAAGGGAAGCUGGGACGUCUUCUUGGUGUAUUUGAGCAAAAUCAAGACCGAAAGCACCGGACGUACGUGUACGUGUUGACCGUCACCGAGACGCUGGAGGCCUGGGAGGACUCUGUUAACAUAGGACGCAAGCGGGAGUGGUUCACGGUAGACGAGGCCAUCAAAGUGCUGCAGAGCCACAAGCCCGUCCACGCCGAGUACCUGCGGCGGCUCCAGCUCAGCUGCUCCCCCACCAACGGCAACUCCAUCCUCCCCAGUCCGCCGCCCAACGACAACUACCCGCAUUACAGCGCCACCGCCAACACGCCGUCGGCGGGCAGCGUCAUGGGCUCCUCCUGCAGAUAGGACUGCACCCGAGCCCGCUCGGACAGUUCACUGGAAGUCUGUACAGCCUUGCAUGAAUCAGACUUGCAGCGUUUUACAUGUAUAAUAGUCUUAGCUGCAGGACAGACCAAAGCCGUUUGCCAGAACUGCACGAAAACCUGUAGGACUGCGCAGGAGACGCUGGCAACGCUCACAUGUCUGUAAAUAUGGAUGAGAUCCCAAGAACAGUUUUUCUUUUUCCUGGCAAACACCAGUUUGAGAAGAGGAUGCUGCCGACUCUGCUGGCGUGAGCGACCAGGUGAAGGAAUGCCUUAUAGAAACUUUGUAUGAAUGUUUUAUUUCACUAAUGGUCCUUUUUAUUUCCUCUUAGCUGAAUGGAUAUGCUGCUAGUCAAAGCAUAUCCAUGUAAAGAAUGUUUCCAUAAUGAUAAAGGCUAAUAUCACGUUAUACUACAUGGAUGUAACUUAAAAAAAACACAAGCGUUUAUAUGUGAAGUAGGAUUUUUCUUUAAACUAAUAACUCUAAUUACUAUGACGUCAUUUGACCUAAAUCGAUAAAAUCCACUUCGAAACCAAGUGUUUUAGGCAAUUUGUGUUACAAAACCCACAGGAACAAAAUCUAAAUAAAGUUGCCAGGAUAAAAGCUGUCAGCUGUUGCUACCUCAGUAAACUGGAAACUGGAUCUGAGUCCCGGUGCUGGUCAGUGUCCUGCAGUGUUUCAUAGCUGAACUUCAGCCAAUGCCUCCACUUUAGGUCGGCUUCAUAAUCAGAGCUACAUACCUUUCUCCCGUGUAGUCAGAUUCAAAGUAUUUAAUGGUGCAAAGUGCAAAUCUUUGCCUGCACAGUGUUUUGCGCUGCCUUUAACCGUAACUGGAGGUCAACUGAGGUUCAAAUUUCCAUACGUUUCCUUACGCUAUGAAUGAUUUGCCUUGAAUGAAGAGUCAUGGUGGUUUUUAAGGAACCAUAGGAUUAACAAUGAUGUUUCUGCUCUAAGUACAGUUUUGGGGGGGUCAUGAACAUCAAUGUAUCGACUUAACUGUGUCUCAGUACAUCUCCAGUAUGAGCAAAAACCCAGUGGAACAGGAAUCCAAAGAGUGUUUCAUAUUCGCUGGUGAAAUGUCACCUCACAGAUGAUGAGUUAUGUUUUGCUCAUUCACGGUCAACACACGCCCACACACUUCUGCGCGACGGCUGAAUGAUGACUAGUAACCACACAGAGAUUUGUAAAUAGCGUUGAAGCGAAACGGGGAAAAUGUGUUUUUAACCUGAAUGAGCCUGUAAAAAAAAACGUAAUAUUUUUUACAUUUUUGUCAAUGUACAAACUGGUAGAAAAGCCCAUUGAGAUGCAGUACGGGACGCUGGGGACCGUGAUGAUGUGCCACAGGUGGAGGGUUAUAGGGUUUGUGUUUUAGCAUGAUGUAGAGAUAUCAGUUGAAUGAACACUGGGUUAAUUCCAUGAGGUUCUCCACAAUGAAUUAUAAUUAAGGUGUAAAAGCCUUUAUGAAUAUCAGCUUGUCUGUUAUGGCCAAGCAAGCACACACACAUCAGUAUUAAUGAACACAGAAUAUUGAACUGGUUGUGUUCUUCUUUUUUUUUUUUUAAAGAAUCCACGUCUAACAUUUUGGAACAAUAUCAAGGUUUUGAAACGUAGAGGGAGGAGAACAGAAACUGCUUUAUCAUAUGCUGACACGUCUUUAUUUUGUGUUCUGAUCCACUUUGGUUUCAUAGGAGAUGAAAGGCGACCAUUUUAAAAUUCAAAUGUGAAGGUUUCUGCCCAGUUUCAUACAGAAAAUGCUUCUUUGUAACUUCUUCUCCUAAUCGACGUUGUUUAAUGACUCCAACAGUUUCAACCUGAGUUUGUGUCUAUGUAAGUGUAUUAUGGUUAUGAUUAACAUAUAUAAUGUGCCAAAUGGAAAAAAAUCUAUUCUAAAGGAGAAAUGUUUGACAUUAUAUAAUUUUGUAAUGUCAGUGUGAAAAAAGUGUUUUGUUGAAUGUACUGCAUUUUCCAUUAAUGAAAUUAUGACUAGCGUUAAUUCUUCACCCUUUGGUGGUUUAAACCCACUUGUCAUGUAACUGAACAAUUGCAGACCACAGUACAAGUCAAGGUGAAUUUACUGACACUAGUUCAUGCUGAUGCUUUAUUAUUAGCGCCUCCUCCCUCCGGAGGCUGAAACACUGCUUGAUACUCGGGUUGCUGCGAGUCAUGACAAGAAUCCCAAGAGCCUGGACACAACGUCUGCUGAACGACUGGAUGCUGUCGAUGUGGUCGGCUUGAAUGUUCGACAUCCUUCACGUCCCGAGGAUGCGUCUGGGACAAAUGAAUCAAAAAGACUGUUCAGCAAAAAAGCAACUUUAAUGUGAAAUUAAUUUGAAGAACCAGACUAGAAAGAUUGUUUUGACAAAAAAAUGAAAUAAAAGGAAAAACAUUA
This is a messenger RNA of Betta splendens (Siamese fighting fish), 3323 nucleotides long. RefSeq names its product nudix (nucleoside diphosphate linked moiety X)-type motif 4b (gene nudt4b). Gene Ontology annotation, cellular component: nucleus; cytoplasm. The record is from RefSeq and is a predicted model, not a curated record. Lineage: Eukaryota; Metazoa; Chordata; Actinopteri; Anabantiformes; Osphronemidae. Gene Ontology annotation, biological process: adenosine 5'-(hexahydrogen pentaphosphate) catabolic process; diadenosine hexaphosphate catabolic process; diphosphoinositol polyphosphate metabolic process. Gene Ontology annotation, molecular function: bis(5'-adenosyl)-pentaphosphatase activity; endopolyphosphatase activity; bis(5'-adenosyl)-hexaphosphatase activity. The transcript has 5 exons. The coding region runs from base 356 to 916 and encodes 186 amino acids.